AUGCGUGUAACCUCCCCUCUCCUCCUGGCUCUCCUAGUACUCCUGCUGCUCCCACCACCCUCCCAGCUGAGGAAGGCAGGCCAGGGUAGGCGGCUCAAAGUAGGCAGACGCCUCCUCAGACGGGACAGGGUGAGAGGUCGGGGGCGCCAGGGCAGGUCAGGAGACAUCAGGCAUCAGGUCCCUGAAUGCUCAGAGUACAGCGACUCCGAAGACCUCUUCGUGGACUGCCAAGGGAGAAAACUUUCCUCCAUCCCCACUGCCUUAUCCUGGUCACGGGCUCCAGACCACCUCCUGCUGGCCCGUAACCGUAUCCGGGCCCUCCACGACGGGGCCUUCUCUGGCUUCGAGGGCCUGAGGAGCCUGGACCUGCAGCAGAACCGGAUCUCAGUGUUGGAGGAGGGGGUGUUCCUGGGCCUGAUACACCUCACCACCCUUCUGCUGCAGCACAACCGUCUGGGCACGCUCAGCGAGGAGGCUCUCAUCCCCAUGCCAGCCCUGCGCUACCUGCGUCUCCAUGACAACCCCUGGAGCUGCCGCUGCACACUCGACAGUCUGGUUCGCACCCUGCAGGUGCCCAGCAACCGUAACCUGGGGAACCAUGCCAGGUGUGCGGAGCCAGUUGGGCUGAGGGGCAGGAAGCUGAGACAGGUGGACCCAGAGCUGCUGUGUCUGGAGCUGGAGCCUCCCAGCGACCCCCCAGACCCGCAUGGGGAGGACCAGAGGGACUCCACAUACCCUCUGCAGCCCAUCCCCAUCAGGGGCAAGCCUGACGCCACCACCUCCUGCCAUACCUACCUGUUCCCCACACCCCGACUGGACUGCAGAAGCAGAGAUCUGGCGGAGGUUCCUGCAGACAUCCCAGGGGACAUGGUUCACAUGGACCUGUCCCAAAAUUCCCUCCGGCGCCUGAAGGCCAGAGACUUUGUGGAGGCCAGAAGCCUAAGGUCACUCAAUCUCAGCGACAACAACUUGGAGGACAUGGACACAGCCUCCCUGUCUGGCCUUCUCCACCUCCAUGAGUUGGACCUUUCCAACAACAACCUGCACUUCUUCCACUAUGGUGUUCUAGAAGAUCUCUAUUUCCUGUCCCUGCUAAGGUUGGGGGGAAACCCCUGGGUCUGUGACUACAGCAUCCACUACCUGGUGUACUGGCUACGUCUGCACCCAGGGGUGACCCACUCUGGCCUGCUGUGCCACUCCCCUCCUGAGCUCAGAGGAAAGAGUGUGGAGGACUAUGUUCACUCCUACAACAGAGCCUGCAGCCAGACAGAGCACAGUCAGACAGAAUACGGCCAGACAGAUCCAGAAUUGUGGGUCACAUCUAUGGAGCUGCAGGAGGAGCUAGAGGAGAUGGAACCGGCACAUCUGAGAGGACCGCAGAAAUACCACGUCACCAGGUUGAAUUAACAAACUACCCCAGGAUGGAAUGACUGACAUCUUGAACACCUUUAAAUACUUUGUCUUCCUUUUAUAGAGCAUUCAAAUUAAUUAUGUAUCAGAUGGUAAACUUGAACUUUGUUCAAUAUUGUUGUUCUUGCUUUGUCCCAAAAAAAUCAAAAAACAAGAAAUCAAGAAAUAACAAUCCAAGUAGAUAUAUUGGAUUGAGCAUGUAUGAGAAUCCAGAAUAUACAUGUGGUGUGUAUAGACAGUAUAUAAUUUGGAAGAGAAAAUGGUAUGUACAGUAUUAGGUAUAUUAGGAUGAGCUAUAUCUAGAAUACAAUAUAUACAUACACAGUGAGUAAACAACAGUAUAUAAACAGAAUAUGAGGUG
This is a messenger RNA of Salvelinus namaycush (lake trout), 1771 nucleotides long. RefSeq names its product leucine-rich repeat-containing protein 17-like. The transcript has 7 exons. Gene Ontology annotation, cellular component: plasma membrane. NCBI's taxonomy places the organism in Eukaryota, Metazoa, Chordata, Actinopteri, Salmoniformes, Salmonidae. The record is from RefSeq and is a predicted model, not a curated record. Bases 1 to 1407 code for a protein of 468 amino acids. Gene Ontology annotation, molecular function: protein binding.